This is a messenger RNA of Linum trigynum, 3671 nucleotides long. The record is from the annotation of a GenBank genome assembly. Lineage: Eukaryota; Viridiplantae; Streptophyta; Magnoliopsida; Malpighiales; Linaceae.
UUUCGUAAUUUCUUGGGCGACGAAAGGCCAUUUUCUUUGGAUAUUGAAGGCUACCGAUCACGGAUUCGGCUUGAGGCUAUUCUCCAACGAUGAUUGAGUCCAUUAAGCACUGAUUUUGGCGGAUUUAUUCCGGUCAAUUUUUGGCAUAAUCCAAAGGGGUACCAUCACAGCUUUCGGGCGAUUUAUCCGAAAUGCCAUUUUCUUUCCUUACUGGAGGCUACAGAUCACGGAAACAGGCCGAGGCUAUUCUCCACCGAUAAUGAAGUCAAUUUAUUCUAUUCUCCACGGAUGAUAAGUCCGUUAAGCAUCGAUUUGGGCAGAUUUAUUUUCGGAUGGCAUUUUCGUAAUUUUUUAAGCGACGAAAGGCCAUUUUCUUUGGAUAUUGAAGGCUACAGAUCACGGAUUCGGACUGUGUCUAUUCUCCAAUGAUGAUUGAGUCCAUUAAGCACCGAUUUGGGCGGAUUUAUUCCGGGCCAAUUUUUGGCCGAUUCCAAUGGGUACCAUUACAGAUUUCGGCCGAUUUAUCCGAAAUGCCAUUUUCUUUUGAUUGGAGAGGCUACAGAUCACGAAAUCAGGCUGAGGCUAUGCUCCACCGAUAAUGAAGUCUUUUGAUCCUAUUCUCUACGGAUGAUAAGUCCGUUAAGCAUGGAUUUGGCCAAUUUAUUUUCGGAUGGAAUUUUCGUAAUUUCAUGGGCGACGAAAGGCCAUUUUCUUUGGAUAUUGAAGGCUACAUAUCACGGAUUCGGCCUGAGGCUAUUCUCCAACGAUGAUUGAGUCCAUUAAGCACUGAAUUGGGCGGAUUUAUUCCGGGUCAAUUUUUGGCAUAAUCCAAGGGGGUACCAUCACAGCUUUCGGGCGAUUUAUCUGAAAUGCCAUUUUCUUUCGUUUCUGGAGGCUACAGAUCGCGGAAACAGGGCGAGGCUAUUCUCCACCGAUAAUGAAGUCAAUUUAUUCUAUUCUCCACGGAUGAUAAGUCCGUUAAGCAUCGAUUUGGGCCAAUUUAUUUUCGUAUGGCAUUUUCGUAAUUGCUUCGGCGACGAAAGGACAUUUUCUUUGGAUAUUGAAGGCUAUAGAUCACGGAUUCGGAAUGUGUCUAUUCUCCAAUGAUGAUUGAGUCCAUUAAGCACCGAUUUGGGCGGAUUUAUUCCGGGCCAAUUUUUGGCCGAUUCCAAGAGGUACCAUCACAGAUUUCGGGCGAUUUAUCCGAAAUGUCAUUUUCUUUCGAUUCUGGAGGCUACAGAUCAUGGAAUCAGGCCGAGGCUAUUCUCCACCUAUAAUGAAGUCUAUUGAUCCUAUUCUCCACGGAUGAUAAGUCCGUUAAGCAUCGAGUUGGGCCAAUUUAUUUUCGGAUGGCAUAUUCGUAAUUUCUUGGGAGUCGAAAGGCCAUUUUCUUUGGAUAUUAAAGGCUACAGAUCACGGAUUCGCCCUGAGGCUAUUCUCCAACGAUGAUUGAGUACAUUAAGCACCGAUUUUGGCGGAUUUAUUCCGGGUCAAUUUGGCAGAUUCCAAAGGGGUACCAUCACAGAUUUCGAGCGAUUUAUCCAAACUGCCAUUUUCUUUCGAUUCUGGAGGCUACAGAUCACGGAAUCAGGCCGAGGCUAUUCUCCACUAAUAAAGAAGUCAAUUGAUCCAAUUCUCCACGGAUGAUAAGUCCGUUAAGCAUCGAUUUGGGCCAAUUUAUUUUCGGAAGGCAUUUUCGUAAUUUCUUGUGCGACGAAAGGCCAUUUUCUUUGGAUAUUGAAGGCUACAGAUCACGGAUGCGGCCUGAGGCUAUUCUCCAUGGAUCAUUGAGUCCAUUAAGCACCGAUUCGGGCAGAUUUAUUCUGGGUCAAUUUUUGGCAGAUUCCAAAGGGGUACCAUCACAGAUUUCAGGCGAUUUAUCCGAAAUGCCAUUUUCUUUCGAUUCUGGAGGCUACAGAUCACGGAAUCAGGCCGAGGCUAUUCUCCACCGAUAAUUAAGUCUAUUGAUCCUAUUCUCCACAGAUGAUAAGUCCGUUAAGCAUCGAUUUGGGCCAAUUUAUUUUCCGGAUGGCAUUUUCGUAAUUUCUUGGGCGACGAAAGGCCAUUUUCUUUGAAUAUUGAAGCCUACAGAUCACGGAUUCGGCCCGAGGCUAUUCUCCAACGAUCAUUGAGUCCAUUAAGCACCGAUUCGGGCAGAUUUAUUCUGGGUCAAUUUUUGGCAGAUUCCAAAGGGGUACCAUCAUAGAUUUCAGGCGAUUUAUCCGAAAUGCCAUUUUCUUUCAAUUCUGGAGUCUACAGAUCACGGAAUCAGGCCGAGGCUAUUCUCCACCGAUAAUGAAGUCUAUUGAUCCUAUUCUCCACAGAUGAUAAGUCCUUUAAGCAUCGAUUUGAGCAAAUUUAUUUUCGGAUGGCAUUUUCGUGAUUUCUUGGCGACGAAUGGCCAUUUUCUUUUGAUAUUGAAGGCUACAGAUCACGGAUUCGGCCUGAGUCUAUUCUCCACGAUGAUUGAGUCCAUUAAGCACCGAUUUGUGCGGAUUUAAACCUUGUCAAUUUUUGGCAGAUUCCAAAGGAGUACUAUCACAGAUUUUGGGCGUUUUAUUCGAAAUGUCGUUUUCUUUCGAUUCUGGAGGUUACAUAUCACGGAAUCUGGCCGAGACUAUUCUUCAUCCAGAAUGAAGUCUAUUGAUAUUAUUCUCCACUGAUGUUAAGUCCGUUAAGCAUCGAUUUGGGCCAAUUUAUUUUCGGAUAGCAUUUUCGUAACUUCUUGGGCGACGAAAGGCCAUUUUCUUUGGAAAUUGAAAGCUACAAAUCACGGAUUCGGCCUAAGGCUAUUCUCCAACGAUGAUUGAGUCCAUUAAGCACAUAUUUGGGCGGAUUUAUUCCGGGAGAAUUUUUGGCAGAUUUCUUGAGGGGUACCAUCACAAAUUUCGGGCGAUUUAUCCAAAAUGCCAUUUUUUCGAUUUUGGAGGUUACUGAUCACGGAAUCAGGUCGAGGCUAUUCUCCAACGAUAAUGAAUUCUAUUGAUCCUAUUCUCCACGGAUGAUAAGUCUGUUAAGCAUCGAUUUGGGCCAAUUUAUUUUCGGAUGGCAUUUUCGUAAUUUCUUGGGCGACGAAAGGCCAUUUUCUGUGGAUAUUGAAGGCUACAGAUCACGGAUUCGGCCUGAGGCUAUUCUCCAACGAUGAUUGAGUUUAUUAAGCAUUGAUUUAGGCGCGUUUAUUCCGGGUCAAUUUUUGGCAGAUUCCAAAGGGGUACCAUCACUUAUUUCGGGCGAUUUAUCCAAAAUGACAUUUUCUUUCGAUUUUGGAGGCUACAGAUCACGGAAUCAGGCCGAGACUAUUCUCCACCGAUAAUGAAGUCAAUUGAUCCUAUUCUCCAUGGAUGAUAAGUCCGUUAACCAUCGAUUUGGGCCAAUUUAUUUUCGGAUGGCAUUUUCCUAAUUUCUUAGACCACGAAAGGCCAUUUUCUUUGGAUAUUGAAAGCUACAGAUCACGGAUUCGGCCUGAGGCUAUUCUCCAACGAUCAUUGAAUCCAUUAAGCACCGAUUCAGGCGGGUUUAUUCCGGGUCAAUUAUUGGCGGAUUCCAAUGGGGUACCAUCACAGAUUUCUGGCGAUUUAUCCGAAAUGCCAUUUUCUUUCGAUUCUGGAGGCUACAGAUCACAAAAUCAGGCCCAGGCUAUUCUCCAUCGAUAAUGAAGUCUAUUGAUCCUA